AUGCAAAAAGUGGAAUUUAUCCCUUCGCGUGUGGGCAAACAUCCUCUUCUCAUGUUCAACAAAUACACGUACAAAAGAAAUUAUGCAUCAAGCAAUGGUAAUGCAAUAUGGUAUUGCUCCAGCCGUAUGAGAGGAUGCAAAGCGUUUGUUAAAAGAGUUGGAAGCGAUUAUAUCAUUGGAGAUAGACCUCAUCCUCACGCCCCGCCCUCUUAUGUCAAAACAAGUAACGGUGUAUGGCGGAGUACAUUCCUUCCCGCUUGGGUAUCCAUCCCUUACUCAUGUUCAAGAAGUAUACUUAUUUUAAGAGAGGCGGCAACCAGCUUGGAGAAACUCUCUGGUAUUGCUCGAGCCGGAGAACUGGCAGCGGAUGUGACGCCUUCGUCAAAACAAAAGAUGACAAAUACCUUUUUGGAAAUCUAUCACAUUCCCACGAACCUCCUGCUUACACCAAAACAGAUUAUGGUGAAUGGAUUCGAAAAAAGACCUAACCUUUGCACUCCUGGAGAUAAUGAAAUAGAUGAAGCUAUCGCGAAUGGACAUCAUCUGAUGAUGCGCGUUCAUCGAUUAAGCGACGAACGCCUGACGGCAUCUACCAUUACGGGGACGUGGCUCAUUCGCAUAAGCCCCCCAAUUAUGUCAAAAGUCCAAGCGGUGAAUGGAUCAGGUUCUAAAGUCGAAUUCAUUCCUUCCCGGUCGGGUGUACAUUCUCUUCUAAUGUUUAAGAAGUACACGUACAACAGAAGCCGUAGCAACAUCCACGGCGACACCCUGUGGUACUGUUCCAGCCGAAAAUCCGGAUUGUGUCUGCUACCACCUACGAAAGGGAAGCACCCACGUCUAAUGGUAAAUAGCUACACAUACAAACGGCAGUGGCAGUGCAAUUCGGGCAAAAUCAUCUGGUACUGUUCGAGCAGGAAUCACGGUUGCAAAGCGUACGUUCACACCCUGGAUAACAUUCUCUCAUAUGGACCAGCCACUACCACUACUAAACAAUCACUAGACAAUGGCAACGCAUCAGACGAUGACGUCAUCGAAGUUGUCGUGGAUGAAACACCAAUAGAGAUCCUAUCAGAUGGCGAAGAAUUGGAAUUAGAGAAGAUCCACCGACCAUUUACUCAACAAACUUUCGAAUUUACUACUCCUCAGACACCUGAAUCCACCUUUACAGAGCGAAGGGAAUACUCAAGUGAUCCAUUGAUAGGUUUAGCAGCUGAUAUUAACGAUAUUUUGAAAAAUGUAGGUUUAGAACCGAGUCGGUCUAUUACCAGUGACGCCUUAGAAAGCAUUAGGGAGAAAGAAACUCCUGUCGAACAGACAGUAGACAGAAUGGAGGUCGAUAGUUCAAAAGAUGAAAUGAAUGAGGAAAUUAACGUUGACAUCAUAGACAAGAGUACUGAGAAUGACAUUGAUACAAUCAGUACUUCUGUAGAGCCUGAAAACCCCGAAGUUCCUAAUAUACAUUGCAAUGAAGAUGCAAAAAUUUUGGAGCCUCUCGUUAAUUAA
Messenger RNA from Leptosia nina, 1503 nucleotides. The record is from the annotation of a GenBank genome assembly. Lineage: Eukaryota; Metazoa; Arthropoda; Insecta; Lepidoptera; Pieridae.